This is a messenger RNA of Myodes glareolus (Bank vole), 958 nucleotides long. The record is from RefSeq and is a predicted model, not a curated record. Lineage: Eukaryota; Metazoa; Chordata; Mammalia; Rodentia; Cricetidae.
UUAAGAUUCACGUAUAUCAUGAACAUUGAAAACAAAUCUGUGCCUUCUGAAUUUUUUCUGCAUGGACUGACAGACGAUACAGAGCUGGAGUCUCUCAUCUUUGGCCUUUUUCUAGUCAUGUACCUGAUCACAAUCUUUGGAAAUAUUCUUAUAGUGUUGGCUAUCUAUUGUGACUCCCAUCUUCAUACCCCCAUGUACUUAUUUCUCUGUCAUCUGUCUUUUAAUGACAUGUAUUUAGUCAGCAUCACAGUUCCAAAGAUGCUGGUGAACAUACAAACACAGGAUCAGAGGAUCACUUAUGCAGGCUGCCUUAGCCAGGGCUUCUUUGUUGCAGUUUGUACCAUCUUUGAGUGUUUUCUGCUUGGAGUAAUGGCCUAUGACCGCUAUGUAGCCAUUUGUUACCCUCUAAGAUACACAGUACUGAUGAACCCCUGCUUUUGUAUUAUUCUAGUUCUUAUCUCUCUAUUCAUUAGCAUUGUGAAUGGUCUGUUGCAUAGUCUGAUGAUGCUGCACUUGUCCUUUUGCACUGACCUGGAAAUCUUCCACUUCUUCUGUGAAAUCGCACAAGUCAUCAAACUGGCCUGUUCUGACAGCCUCAUUAACAAUAUCCUGAUAUUUGCUACGGCUUCUAUUUUUGCUGGCAUACCUCUGUUUGAAAUAAUUUUCUCGUAUAUUCACAUUGUAUCUACAGUAUUGAAAAUGCCAUCAUCAGAAGGAAAAUACAAAGCCUUUUCCACUUGUGGGUCUCAUUUGUCAGUUGUUUGCUUGUUCUAUGGGACAGGUUUUGGUGUAUACAUUACCUCAAAGGUAAUUGAUUCACCCAGGGAGACCGCAGUGGCUUCAGUGAUGUACUCCAUAGUUCCUCCAAUGAUGAAUCCCUUUAUCUAUAGUUUGAGGAACAGGGAUAUGAAGGAGGCAUUGAAGAAAGUUAUUGCUAGAAUAACUUCUCUUCUGUGAU